GCUAGCUAAUCUAAACUUUGCAACUAGGCUUGAAUGUAACAUAGUUGAAAGAUUGGUAGAUCGAUUUUUUUGUUGUUGUAAGAGGCAGGUAGCGAAUCAAUGUUUUCAACUUGAAGAGGUCAUUCCGGAUGCCAAGACAAAGUCAAUUCUUCUAGCCAACGUUCGCUGGCUAGCAAUUUUGGUCAGUCAGUCUGUUGGGUGGGGCCGCAGCUAACUUGCAGCUGACAGUCCUGACAGUCUUCUAACGUUAUGUUGGCAUCAUGUCAGACAAAAGCGAGCUGAAAGCGGAGCUUGAACGGAAGAAGCAACGCCUGGCUCAGAUCAGGGAGGAGAAAAAAAGGAAGGAAGAUGAGCGCAAAAAGAAAGAGGCUGACCUGAAGAAAGAUGCCGCCCCACUGGAUGACUCGGAUUUGGAGAAAAAGAGACGUGAGACAGAUGCCCUUCUGCAGAGCAUGGGCAUCACAUCAGCUGAUGUCCCUGUUGUCCCUCCUCCCAUGUCUCCGACCUCCAAAUCUGUGGGCACACCAAGCGAAGCAGGGAGCCAAGACUCGGGCGACGGCGCCGUGGGAUCCAGGCGUGGACCUCUGAAGCUGGGCAUGGCCAAGAUCACCCAUGUUGAUUUCCCUCCAAAAGAGACGGUGUCGUACACCAAGGAGACCCAGACGCCUGUGACCACCCAGCAGAAAGAAGAGGAAGACGAGGAGGAGGAGGAGGAGAUUGCUCCACCACAACCAGUGCUUGAGAUCCAAACGGAGAAACCAGACCAGAAAGAGGAGGAGGAAGCACCUCCACAAGAGCUGACUGAGGAGGAGAAGCUGCAGAUCCUCCACUCUGAGCAGUUCAUAACCUUCUUUGACCACAGCACCCGCAUCGUGGAGCGGGCCCUGUCCCAACACGUGGACGUCUUCUUCGACUACAGUGGUCGCGAGAUGGAGGAGAAGGAAGGUGAGAUCCAAGCUGGGGCCAAGCUGUUUCUGAACAGACAGUUUGUGGAUGAGCGCUGGUCUAAGCAUCGCGUGGUCACCUGUCUGGACUGGUCCCCUCAGUAUCCUGAGCUGCUGGUUGCCUCAUACAACAACAACGAGGAAGCCCCCCACGAGCCGGACGGGGUGGCCCUGGUCUGGAACAUGAAGUACAAGAAGAACACUCCGGAAUACGUCUUCCACUGCCAGUCUGCAGUGAUGUCGGCCGCCUUUGCCAGAUUCCACCCUAACCUGGUGGUGGGGGGCACCUACUCGGGGCAGAUCGUUCUGUGGGACAACAGGAGCAACAAGAGGACCCCCGUGCAGAGGACCCCUCUGUCAGCAGCAGCACACACGCACCCAGUGUACUGUGUGAACGUGGUGGGCACCCAGAACGCCCACAACCUCAUUAGCAUCUCUACCGAUGGCAAGAUGUGUUCCUGGAGCCUGGACAUGCUGUCUCAACCGCAGGACAGCCUGGAGCUGGUGUUCAAGCAGUCGAAGGCCGUCGCUGUCACCUCCAUGUCUUUCCCCCUCGGAGAUGUCAACAACUUUGCGGUGGGGAGCGAGGACGGGUCCGUCUACAUGGCGUGUCGUCAUGGAAGUAAAGCAGGGAUCAGUGAGAUGUUUGAGGGCCACCACGGGCCUAUCACAGGGAUAGACUGUCACACAGCGACCGGGCCUGUUGACUUCUCCCAUCUGUUUGUCACCUCCUCCUUUGACUGGACCGUCAAGCUGUGGAGCACCAAGAACAACAAGCCACUGUACUCGUUCGAGGACAACUCGGAUUACGUCUAUGACGUCAUGUGGUCCCCCACUCACCCGGCUCUGUUUGCGUGUGUGGAUGGAGUGGGCCAUCUUGAUCUGUGGAACCUCAACAACGACACUGAGGUUCCUACAGCCAGUACCACAGUGGAGGGGAACCCAGCCCUGAACCGCGUGCGCUGGGCCCACUCUGGCAAAGAGAUAGCCGUGGGAGACUCUGAUGGACAGAUCCUGGUCUAUGAUGUUGGAGAGCAAAUCGCUGUUCCACGCAACGACGAGUGGACCCGCUUUGUCCGAACCCUGGCGGAGAUCAACGAGAACCGGGAUGAUGCCGAGGAGCUUGCCGCUCAGCGCCUCUCUGCCUGAUCAACCAUGAAAACGCCGGUCUAGGGACCAGCGACAGGCUUCAUAGUGUCAGCCUCGUUUUGAUUGGAGGAAAAGGCGCAAUUGCAACAGUGUUUAGGCAUGUGGACAUCCUUUCUUUGGAAAUGUACUCAGAUUUAAUACACAUACUUAACUUCUCCUUUGGCUGGUUAAGCACACCAGUCUGAUGGGAUAACUAACAGGGCUAUCUAUCAACCUCAGACACUACAAGAAACAAAGCCAUCGUCUUACUCUGCAAUACAAAUCAGUUGAACUCAAGAUCCAUAAUGCCUUAAAGGCACCGUGUCAACUCCAUACGGUAGUGUUGUGGGUUUAGCUGCAGGUUCAGUUUCACUGUCCACUAGUUGUUUGUGGUUACACAACCCUGAGCAUGUUUGCUGUCAUCAUGACUGGUGUUUGUUGUUCACUCUGUGCUUCAAUGCCCAUGUCCACUUGAACUGUAGUAGACUAGAUCUAUCACAUCAUUACGGCACAGAGGAAUGUAGUGGUUUCAUUAUACUGUUAGCCAGUGUUUUUCUAUGUUCGUUUAACCUAGAUGCGCCAAAUGUCCACUUGUUUUGUAAUAUAUCCCAAAAUGUUACCUUCACCUUUCUUCUGAAUGUCUUUGUACAUGACUAUUGCUCUUAAACAAAAAUGUGACACUUAGGAUAUCAGAACCAGAAUCUGUAGAAUACCUCAGGAUAUAAUGCUGUAUUGGAAAUUUGCUUGAUAUCUGCGGUAUGGAUUCAGUAUCCAUACUGCCUGUAUGUAGUGUCUAAGAAAGGCUUCCCUUUGUGUGACCCAGAGAGCGUCUUCCACAUAUCGUGUCAUGAAUCUCAGAAUGUACUUUUCACACAAUUAAAAUGAAUCCAUUGACGAUUUAUUUCAACAAAAUAAAUACAUUACAAUUAUUUCCCAAGACCCUGGUCAUGAUUUUAAAAUAAAUACUUUCGAAAAA
Molecule: messenger RNA, 3048 nt
Organism: Salvelinus namaycush (lake trout)
Lineage: Eukaryota; Metazoa; Chordata; Actinopteri; Salmoniformes; Salmonidae
Product: dynein, cytoplasmic 1, intermediate chain 2a
Exons: 16
Coding region: 261-2093 (610 amino acids)
Biological process (GO): transport along microtubule
Cellular component (GO): cytoplasmic dynein complex
Molecular function (GO): dynein heavy chain binding; dynein light chain binding
Source: RefSeq, a predicted model, not a curated record